This is a messenger RNA of Dibothriocephalus latus, 1929 nucleotides long. Lineage: Eukaryota; Metazoa; Platyhelminthes; Cestoda; Diphyllobothriidea; Diphyllobothriidae. The record is from the annotation of a GenBank genome assembly.
AUGUACAAAAUGUCUAUCCAAAAUCACAUAACUGAGAGCCUACCAGAAACUUCUGCAUAUCAAGCUAAGGACAGGCACGUUACUGAAACGGCCUUGUUUAAACCAAAAGUGGAUUUUUCUGUAGUAAAUUGUGUAUCUGACGCACCAGAUACUCCCACUGUUCACAAUGGAAACCCAAACGUCCACACUUCAAUCCUUCUGGAACCUAGUGAGUACUUCUUUGAUGACGAAUUUUCCGUGCCGUUCGAUGCCAACCUGAGGGACGAUGUUGGUAGCACCCACCGUGGACUUACAGAAGAAAGUGAUGAAGGAAUCUCAUCAUCUGGAGCGACCCACCGCGGUGCCUGUCUUGCUGCUGUCGGGCACUCACGGUCCGAUUCUUGUCUCUUUAAUCCAGUCGACUCUGGUGACAGCGGCCAGAGUGGACUGGGUCCUAACACCAAUGAUCCCCGCAUAGAAUCGCCUGCAGACAAACUAUACCCCAAACCUAGUUCUACCGCAUAUUCCGGGAACAAAAUAUGUCGACCAGAUAGCACGAGUGCUCCAUCUUCGAGCAGGCAUCAUGCUAUAUCUGCGGACCUGUCUGCGAUCCUCUCAGAUACCGGAGAAGCUGACGAGCAGCCUGAAAAUCCCCUCAGCGGUCGUGCAUUCGUUUUCAGCCCCCCAAAUCCAAUGUUUAUUCCCGAUCCAUCUUCAGUUACUAGUAGUUGGAUGCAGGCAGUUAUGGAGGGUUCUUGUAAUCACGAGUUAAAAGAAUUGCUGAAACGUACCGCCGAAGCACUGAACUAUAAGCUGGCAUGGGACGAUGCUCAGGGGGCGCUAGCUGAUGGAAAUGACCAAAACAAUCCACCUUCCACUUCCUGCCUGCAGAGGUCUACGAGUCAAGCCAAACAGAUUCGUUCCGUCGGCGUCGCCACAACUGACAGCAUGUACACUAUGACUCAAGACAACUCUGCUCCUGAUACCACCACUGCGACUACAGUCGGAACUACCACAUGGGCCCGUGUCCGCAGCAGCCGGGAGUCCCUCAAUAGCCGUAAACAAGUGUCAGUCAUGGAUGACGUCGAAGCUAUCGAGUGUUCUAACAAUAGAGAAGCGAACGGCACUGUUACACUGCCCCAAUCUACACUAGCGUGGCGUGCAAUCAAAAUGGCUGCGGGAAACGGGAUGACAACAUGGGGCCAGCUAAAGAGGACUGCUUCUCUGGCUACAAAGCAGGCCACUAAUAAAACAUCCGAUAACAAACGUAACGCACAUGCAUCCCUGAUAUCUGAUUGGAAAGAGCAACCACUAGAAAAGGCCGCAGUGCAUAACAUUUUGCGGUCAAGAUCUCACCGGUCACCAAUUUGCAACAAAGCAAUGCAUCGUUACUCGGGAACGCUUUUGGAAAUAUUUAUGAGGGCGAGGGCUCAGGACACAAUCUCUAGUUCUUCGGUUUCAAGCACGCGGCCUUCUCUACUAAAGCAACUUGGACCGACCAUAGCAAAUAGCUCGUCAAAUCCAAAAAGAACCUUUUCCACAAGGUCCCUACAAGUUAGCGCCUCUUUCACCCAAUCACAGACGGAGGCCAGCGACGAUGGACCUCCUAUAAACUCAACUUCCCCGAAAACCCGUCUAUCUACUAACCGACCCAUUGCCCCAAAUCCGCGUAUCUGGUUUGAUGGGCUUCUCACGACUGACGGAAUUUCCACCUUUUCUACUACUUCCCAAGAAACUGGAUCUGCUGCGGCACACAAACACGGUUUCGCUUUAACUUCCGACAACAUCCCGCCACCAAAACCCUCCGCUCACCCACCGGUCGUACCGUGUCGCCGUUCAAGUAUGCUUCCACAAUUCCCUCCCAGGCGUCUUGCCGUUCGCGACUUACGUAGAGCCGGACAGACAGCUAUGGAUAAUAGUGGCGAUGACGUCGUCCCACCCUUCGCCCUU